Molecule: messenger RNA, 1440 nt
Organism: Naegleria gruberi
Lineage: Eukaryota; Heterolobosea; Eutetramitea; Acrasida; Naegleriidae
Exons: 1
Coding region: 1-1440 (479 amino acids)
Molecular function (GO): phosphoprotein phosphatase activity
Source: RefSeq, a predicted model, not a curated record
AUGGCAACAACAACAGCAUUCACAGGAAAGAGAAAACUUGAUGAUGCUUUUGAUUAUGAAAGUACUUCAUCACAAAUUGAUGAUCCAACACUGAUUGAUGAUUUAUCUGCUGAUGAAUUGUCACCUGCAACUCCUGAUGAGAGUUCUUUAUGGGAUCUUGAAGAUAAAACACAAACACCACCAAAGAAAACUAAAUUGAAUCCACUUAAAUUCAGUGUUUCACCUCCACUUAUUUCAAAACAAACUUCUAAUACAACUACUCAAAAGAAGAGAACUAGGAAAUUUAAUUGUAAUUUUAAAGCAACAAAAGGUCUAUUUGCCAAUGUUACAUUUACAUUAAAGAAUAAUGGAGAUAAGAGUCACAAAAUGGAAGAACAAAUUGUAAAUAUUAUAUCAAAUCCACAUUUAAAGAGUGAUGUCAAACUUAAUAAUAAUGACAUUUACUUGGAAAUUAAGGAUUUUAUUUCAGAUGAAAGUUUAUCAUUAUAUAAGGAUUUAAAAACUAAUUUAUUUCAUGAUUAUAUUCCACAAUUUGAAAUUUCUGGAAAGGAUGAACAAUCUAGGUAUAUUUUAUGUUAUUUAAAAGGAAUGUUGGUUAGAAAAUCAGAAAUUGCCAUAGUUCCAAUACCAAAUCAUACACAUCAAAUUUUAGUAUUCGAUCAUAUUAAUGAUAAAUCAUAUUCUGAUACACCAUGUAGUUUAGAAGGUUAUUUACUUGAUGAUUUUGAAUUUGAUUCCAAAUUAACUUGUAUAAUAGUUCCAAAAUUUGUAAUGGCUCUUGAUCUUGAUGAAACUCUAAUUAGAACAAGAGUUAUGAAUCCUAAUGAAGUAAUUUCAAAUCCAUCAGAAUAUGAAUUUUCAGUUCUUGGUUCUAAAUAUGUUUGUUAUGUGAGACCAGGUACACAACAAUUACUUUCAUGGUGUUGUACAGUUUUUCAAGUAUACAUUUUUACAAAUAGUAUAUUUGAAUAUGCAAGAGAAGUUUGUAAAAUUCUAGAUCCAAACAAGGAACAUUUAAUCAAAUAUAUUGAUGUAGAUGAUACAAUUGCAUUGAAAAAGAUGCUUAAAUCAAGAGAAGAUAUGACUCCUCAUGAAAGUAUUCCAAAACCACUAGGAUUGAAAGAUUUGAAAAAGUUUGAUAUUGACUGUUUUGAAACUGUAAUUUUUGAUGAUGAUAUUACAAUUUGGAAACAACAAGAAUGUGUUUUACCAUUUGCUGAUAUUGUUCAAUAUCGUAAACCUUUGGAAUUUUUCAAAUCGAUAAGAACAGAAGUUUGGAAAAAGUUACAAUUUCUCCACUCAACCAAAUUAAGAAUUAGAAAAAAGCAUGAAUUGGCUGGAGCUAAUUUAUCCAACAUUUCAUUUGCAAUUCCUGAAAGAAAAGACAUUACACUUUCACAAGAAAUUGCUCUCAACUCUACUUUGAAUAAAGAACGAUAA